Zingiber officinale is the source of this 1093-nucleotide messenger RNA. Its product is annotated as guanosine deaminase-like. Gene Ontology annotation, molecular function: guanosine deaminase activity; zinc ion binding. Bases 312 to 956 code for a protein of 214 amino acids. The transcript is spliced from 4 exons. Lineage: Eukaryota; Viridiplantae; Streptophyta; Magnoliopsida; Zingiberales; Zingiberaceae. The record is from RefSeq and is a predicted model, not a curated record. Gene Ontology annotation, biological process: purine nucleoside catabolic process.
UCUCCAUCUCAAAACAAGAAAAUAAAACGAAAAUACACAAUAAAAAGGAGGAAGGAAGAAGGAAAUGGGCAUCUGUGGUCGUUGGAGCAAGAAGGGACACCGUGCACAUCUUUUCCUCUUCUCUUCUUUUCUGCGCUCCAUUGCCCUUUCUUGCUAGAUUUUGUUACUUGGCGUUGGCGUCCUUCUCGUUUGCUUGUUCGUGGUCAAUCUAUCCGUCAGUUUAUAUAUACGCCCGCCGAGCGAUCGCCAUUAAGCCAUCUCGGUUUUUACGGAUUUGCGUCGGAGAGGCUCCUUGUCCGAUUCCAGUUUCCAUGGAAGAGGCGCAAGUGGUAGAAUCGAAGGACGGGACCAUCUCUGUGGCUUCUGCGUUUGCAGGUCACCAUGAAGUCGUUCAAGAUAGAGACCAUAAAUUUUUAUCAAAAGCUGUUGGAGAGGCAUACUGCGGGAUCGAAUGUGGUGAUGGGGGGCCAUUUGGUGCAGUUGUUGUUCGUAACGAUGAAGUCGUCGUUAGUUGUCAUAACAUGGUGCUGAAGCAUUCAGACCCUACAGCUCAUGCCGAGGUGACUGCGAUAAGGGAGGCCUGCAAGAAACUCGGGAAGAUCGAACUUUCAGAUUGUGAGAUCUAUGCCUCCUGCGAGCCUUGUCCAAUGUGCUUUGGCGCAAUUCACCUUUCGCGACUCAAGGUAGUUGUUGCUCCUCUACUUCCCUCCGAGCUUAUCUAUCCUCUAGUCUGUGUUCAUCUGGUUUCACUUGAACUCCAAUUGCAGAGACUGGUGUAUGGAGCAAAGGCAGAGGCCGCCAUAGCUAUUGGAUUUGACGAUUUCAUUGCCGAUGCUCUCAGAGGCACUGGAUUCUACCAGAAGGCUCAUCUAGAGAUUAAGCGCGCCAAUGGCAACGGAGCCAUCAUUGCUGAACAAGUAUUUGAGAAAACUAAGGAAAAGUUUCAGAUGUAUUAAUUCUCUCUGCUAAAUUGUUUCUGAAAGGUCUUCUAUAUUCAAAAUGAUGAACAAGCAUUGUAAACUGCUGUUGUGAAUACUGAUUAUACACUGAUUACUAUUCAUGUUUAUGCAUUUUCAUUGGUGUUUUCAGUUCA